This is a messenger RNA of Bradysia coprophila, 7143 nucleotides long. Its product is annotated as phosphodiesterase dunce. Gene Ontology annotation, biological process: signal transduction. Gene Ontology annotation, molecular function: 3',5'-cyclic-nucleotide phosphodiesterase activity. NCBI's taxonomy places the organism in Eukaryota, Metazoa, Arthropoda, Insecta, Diptera, Sciaridae. The record is from RefSeq and is a predicted model, not a curated record.
ACUCUGCUCAGUGUGUUUGUAUCAUGUAGUACAACGGUUGUGAGUCUAAGGAAAAAAAAGAAAUACCAGAAAAAAAGUAAUUUUAUAGGAAAUUACACAUCAGGAAAAGAGCAAACAAGAACAAAAAUCAUUUUCGCUAUUGUGUGUGUUUUUCUAAAAUUUUGUGACAAUUUUCCGAAUUCAUAUGUUCAAAAUGCUGAUGGUGUUGUUUUGAUUCGAACGGAAAAAUAAAUAAGAAAAACGAGGAAAAAAAAUAUGAAAAACAAAACCAUGAAAAUGUAAACUUUGAAUUCGAUGCUGAUGAAAAAUCCACUCUGGCUGGCUUAAAUUAAAUGUUACGGAAAUUUUUUGUUUUGGUGGACUUAAAAUUUUGUGUGUGACGGAACAGACGUUUUUUUUUUCUCGUAUAUUUCAUUUUCUCGACACAUGGAACAAUGAUGUAUAGUAAUGUACACGGUAUAUGAGUUUUGGAUUGCGUAAACAGCAAAUGUUGUUCUUUUUGUUCGGGUUUUCUUGUGCCGAAAUUGAGUCAGUUUAUCGAUGGUGAUGGCAAUUGAUCAUUUUCGAAAAUAAAACAUUUCCCGUUGAUAACAAUUUUUUUUAACCGACUCAUCAGAGUAAAAACAAUUAUCCUUCGUUACAAGAGUCGAGGAUAAAUUCAUUUUUUUUUGUGUAUUUUUAUGGGUUCCAUGAUUGUGUUAUCGAUUGUCUAAAAGAGAACAAAAAUAUUCCAUCCGACAAAAUGUAAUAAAAAUCGAGAAAAAAAAAGUACACUUUUUAUGGGAUAAAAGGAUUUUGUUUCCUGCGGUGUAGAAAAACAGUCAUACUUGUACAUUGAGUAUAUCAAAUAACAUUUUGAGCAUCACAAAAAAAUCAUUUUUUUUGCUUUGCACUUAAUUUUAAAAUAUUCUCGUCAUUUUUCUACUAAAUCUAGAGAAUUUGUUUAUCAAAAUAAUACCUGGAAAUAAAGACGAUUGGUUUGUCCGUGUGUUCACAGAAGAAAAAAAAAAGUUUAUUUCAAGUGUAUGUGAAUUUUGAUUAAAAUAAAAUACACAGAAGGAAAACGAACGCCGAAAAAGAAUAUUUAUAUAGACAACUCACACCGAAUAGUGAAGAGAGAUUUUCCUAUCUGGAAGAUAUACUGACAAAUAUAUAGACGAAACCGAUAUACGAUACACGAGAACAUUUAUAUGCGAUAUGAUGAUACAUACGAAAGCUAGUGUGUUGGAUAUAUUUAUAAAGGAUAAUACUGUUUUUCGAAGAUAGUGGAUUCGCUCGAAAUUCAUGCACCGUUUUUGCACACCAUCAAACCACUGUGUUGUCUGAUAUCAUAUCAAUGUCAUUGUGCCAGAAUAUUGUGCUGAGUGAUUUAUGUGAUAAAUUAUCAGCGACGCACUACAUCAUCAUUUUAUACAACAUUAUACAACUAAGCCACAUUAUGACAACGUUACCUACACGAAAAUGGGGUUGAUAAUGAAUGAAGAAAAAAGGAAAAUCAAAAGAAAAAAAAAUUCCGAUAAGAGUUUCCAUCUGAUACGGCCGUUCGGUGGUGGUGACGUUGGUAUAUCAGUGUUUGUUUUCGUGUGUAAUAUCGAAUAAAUAAUUUUUUUUCGACAUGAAUUUUAAUCAAAUGGCACAAUAAGUUCAUUAUCAUAAACGACAUAAGUUUGAAUAGUGUGAUGGUUAUCAUUAUAACACUGUUGACAUCGGAAAAAUAGUGCACGACAAGAAGAAAAAGAAAGAAAAAAAAAGAAAAAAAAAAUUAUGGAAAUUAAUAAAAAAUAAAUAAAUUCUGUUGUCAUAAUCGUCUUCAUCAUCAUAAACGAUGUAUAAAUUGUUUGCAUCAAUUACAUCAAAUAACAACAUCAUCUUCUUUAUCACAACAAUAAAUAAUCACAAUAAUAAUCAACUAAGAGACAACAUGUGUUCGAACCGAUAAAAUCGUUCCAAGGAAUUUAUUUUUUUCUUCAAUUUAAUUUCGGUCAGUGCAGUUGUACAUUUAAAUUCGUCAAAGUGUAUCCGAUAAAAAAACCAACUAAACUGAGUUCUAAGUGGCACAGUGUUUCGGUGUUGUUUGCCUUGUCGCGGGGGCUCAGAGGCCCCCGCAACAAGCCCCCUUAGUUCACCCGAAUCAUCGUCGGACAAUAAUUUUACGAACAUAACUAUCGAACCGUCAAUUAAUUUACAAACAACCCGACUGUGCCAGUCGCAAACAUCACCGUUGCCUCACAUUGAAGAGGAGGAAGAAUUGGAAUCAAGCCAUCAAAGCCAUCAAACAACACCGGACGAUAAUUGUGCUGGACUUAAAGAACAUUUAGUAUUAACGCAAAGAUCACGACUAACUGAUCGUCAUACAACAUUUGGUGAUGAAUAUUCAAGUUCACCGUCGCCGCGUACAAAACAAAAUCGUAAACAAACGAAAGGUAGAACCAGAUCAGUGACAUCGACGACAUCUAGUGAAACGGGUACAUUUAGUGGUGGGUGUGGUAGUAGUGUUUUAGGUGGUGCUACAGUGGGUGGCAAUAGUGUUCAUAGUACGAAUUCAAUACAAUUAAGUGGAUUUUUGUUGCCAAAAAUGCAGGCCGAACAGGGAUCUAUUGGUGAUUUACAGAAGUAUCACAGUCGAUACCUGAAAAAUCGGCGACACACAUUAGCAAACGUUCGUUUUGAUGUUGAAAAUGGACAAGGCGCUCGAUCACCCCUGGAGGGUGGAUCUCCAAGUGCCGGACUUGUUUUACAAAAUCUUCCACAACGUAGAGAAUCAUUCUUAUACCGAUCCGAUUCGGAUUUCGAAAUGUCACCAAAAUCAAUGUCGCGAAAUUCAAGCAUUGCCAGCGAGAGGUUCAAAGAGCCAGAGCAACAAGUCCUGGUGGAUCGAUCUCAUGGUGGCGAAGAUUUGAUUGUAACACCGUUCGCCCAAAUAUUGGCAAGUCUUCGUCAAGUGCGCAACAACUUUUUAAGUCUCACCAAUGUAUCGUCGGUUAAAUCGAAACGAGCUGCGGCUACUCCUCUACAAAAGCCAAUUGUACCUGGUGAUGAGGCGUAUUUGCGAUUGGCCGGCGAUACAAUGGAAGAAUUAGAAUGGUGCUUAGAUCAAUUGGAAACAAUUCAAACACAUCGUAGUGUUUCGGACAUGGCUUCGUUGAAAUUUAAACGAAUGCUGAAUAAAGAAUUGUCACACUUUAGUGAAUCCAGCAAAUCAGGAAAUCAAAUAUCCGAGUAUAUUUGUUCGACAUUUUUAGAUAAACAACAAGAGUUCGAUUUACCAUCGUUGCGUAUCGACGAGAAUGAAAUUGCUACUCAACAAGCUCAACAACGUAGUCGUUCGCCACGAGGCGUUGGCGGUGGUCCGCCAAUGUCUCAAAUAUCAGGCGUUAAGCGGCCAUUAUCACACACAAACUCAUUUACUGGUGAACGUUUACCCACGCAUGGUGUGGAAACGCCGCAUGAAAAUGCAUUAGGAACUUAUUUGGGAGAAAUCGACACAUGGGGCAUAGACAUAUUUAAAAUUGGAGAUCUUAGUUUAUCGAGACCAUUGACCUGUGUCGCCUUUACCGUGUUUCAGAGUAGAGAUUUAUUAAACGCUUUAAUGAUACCACCGAAAACAUUCAUUACAUUUAUGGCUACUCUUGAAGAUCAUUACGUCAAAGACAAUCCUUUUCACAAUUCAUUACAUGCGGCCGAUGUGGCCCAAAGUACGAAUGUUCUAUUAAAUACUCCAGCUUUGGAAGGUGUCUUUACACCAUUGGAAGUUGGCGGAGCGUUGUUUGCAGCUUGUAUACAUGACGUCGAUCAUCCUGGUUUAACCAAUCAAUUUUUGAUAAAUUCAAGCUCGGAAUUAGCAUUAAUGUAUAACGAUGAAUCUGUUUUGGAAAAUCACCAUUUAGCUGUUGCCUUUAAAUUACUCCAAAAUACAGGAUGUGAUAUAUUUUGUAAUAUACAGAAAAAACAACGUCAAACGUUGCGAAAAAUGGUGAUCGAUAUUGUACUGUCGACAGACAUGUCGAAGCAUAUGAGCUUAUUAGCCGAUUUGAAGACUAUGGUUGAGACUAAAAAGGUUGCCGGUUCUGGUGUGCUAUUAUUAGAUAAUUAUACGGAUCGAAUUCAAGUCUUAGAAAAUCUUGUACAUUGUGCUGAUCUUAGUAAUCCAACAAAACCGUUACCAUUAUACAAAAGUUGGAUCAGUUUAUUGAUGGAGGAAUUCUUUCAACAAGGCGACAAAGAACGCGAAAUGGGUUUGGACAUUAGUCCAAUGUGCGAUCGUCAUAAUGCUACAAUUGAAAAGUCUCAAGUGGGAUUCAUCGAUUAUAUUGUACAUCCGUUGUGGGAAACAUGGGCCGAUCUUGUACAUCCGGACGCACAAGAUAUUUUAGAUACACUGGAAGAGAAUCGCGAUUACUAUCAAAGUAUGAUACCGCCGUCGCCACCCACGGGUGAUGACGAUGGUGACGAAAGGAUUCGUUUUCAGGUAACCUUAGAAGAAUCGGAUAAUGAAGGUGAUCAAGACGAUGAUGAUGAUAAGGAAGACGGUCAGCCGUCAGUCAGUCAAAGCCAAUCACAUCCAUCAGGAAUGUGACGGAGAGUAGUGGGUUUAUGCCGUAAGCUUUCAGAAAAAGCUCAAACAUUUUGGUUAAUCAGAUGAAUAUUUCGGUUUUAAUUUAAAGAAAGAGAGAGAGAGAGAAUUUUUUUAGAAAACAAAAUUGUUUGAUUGAAAAAACAAAAAACUUUUGUUUUGGAUAAUCGUAAAAAAUUAAUAUUUUUUUUUAGCAGUGACAUAAUUUCACAUAAAAUUAAAAGAAAAAAUUGAAAUUGCACAAAUAAAAAUGCUAAAAAAGGAAAAUAAAUAUUGCAAAGAGAAAUUAAAUCUAAAAUGUAAAAGUAAAAAAAUGAAAAAAAAUGUUUUAAAAAAAAAUAUGAAAAACAAAAAGAUAAUUCCUAAUGAGUGUUUAAAUGUACCUAUAAAUACAAGUAAAAGCAAGAAAAUUGUCUAAAUAUUUAAUUAAAAAAAUGAAUUCAUAGAACUGACGAUUUUUAGAAAUAAAGAGAAAUGAAAAAUAAAGAAAAAAAAACUUUGUUAAAAUUCGAUUGUUUCGUAUUUAAAAGAAAGAAAAUUAUAAUAAAAAUGCUGCUUAGUAAAUCAUAAAAGAAUAAUAUAAUUGGUAAACCAGAAAUAUAACAAAAAAAAACACAAAAAAUUUUGACUUUGUGUGUGAGUGUGGCUUUAUUCGUUUAGAUUUCUCUUAAAAAAAAGAAGAAAUGUCCGUGUUCUAACAAUCGAUAAAAAGAAAAUUAUUUGAAUUUUUCGCUGAACAAAAAGAAAACCUUGUACGACUAUUUACAAUAUAUUAUAUAUUAUACAGAAAUAUUCAAUGAAAUUAUAGUAAAACAAAAGUAAAUUAAAUACAAACAACAAAAACAACAGAUAAGUCUGGAAACAUAUCGCCUCAGAGGACACAAUUGAUAGUGAAUUUUACUGACUCUUGAUUUCUGUACCGACGAACAGAUUCGAUUUAUUAUUUCUCAUCAACUACGAAAUCGAACCAUCAAAAUUGGGCUAUUCAAUAAAACGCCUAGUUAUAAGCUGAACUGGACAGGCCAAAAGCGUUAAAUGAAUGGAGUUGAAGUUGUCUCAUAACCUAUUUUUGUACGAAAAUAUUUUCUUGGUUUUUCUUUUUGAGAAAGUUUUCAAAAAUUGUCGAGAAAAAUCCGUGAAAUUCAAGAAAAUAUUUUCUCAAAAAUAAGCUUUCUGCUUGUCUACUCUAAUCGAUCAAUUAUUUUGGCCAUCUGUUAAGCUCAGCUUAUCGCUAGUUUUGACGUAUUUGAAAUGUCUUAUGUACCACUACCCAAUCGAAUAUAGAGUGGUAGAGGAGUGUGAUUUCUGACUACUUUACUUCAACUGAUAUCGCAGUCACGCACGUCAAAAUACAAGAAAUGACAAACAGAUAACCAGAUAACUGAGCUGCGAACUCAAUUUAUCGUUCACAACGUAGGUGAGAGAAGAGUGAUUUUCUUAUUUCAGUUGAAACUUCGGACGGCUGGUUAAUAAAUAACUAUUUUCAUUCACAAAUAAUGGACAGCUGACCCCGAGAUCAGUUAAAUUUAACUGAUUUUCGCUAUUCCUUAACACUCUAUGUUUGUUCACAUCAUAUUUGCCCACUCAGAGUAAUGCUUUUAAUAUCACUUCCGUUUGAGUGAGACACUAUUCGAAUUGAUAUUUUCAAAAUGUUGGUCAACCAUUUACAGUUCAGUACAUCUUUCAGAGCGAAUAAAAGUUCUUGAUAAAUAGUGGGUCACGCGAUAAAAUGAAGUUGCCACAUAAUUAAUGGAGAAAUUGAGUGAACCGAUUGUAAUUCUGCACUAUCAAAGGUCCAAGGCGCUUAGAAGUAAUUUUUGUCUAUUUUUUAUUUAAAUUACCGUAACUCCUUGCGAUAUCAAGCGACAGUUCUUGAAACCCACCCUCCACCGUUUGCUUCUUAUGCAUUUUUCAAGGUUAAAUAUAGUUUGAAAGUUUUUACAAUUUUCCGCGCAAAAGCCCAGUAUUCAGCCGAGCUGGGAGGACGUGACCACACUUGCUAUUUAUAAUUUUUAAAUAAUUUUUACUGAAUUGAAUGGAAAACAUAUUGAAAAAUUGAUGAAACGUAAUUACAAUUUGAAAUGGACGACAAUUUUUCUUGAAUUUUUUAAAAUUUUGUUUUGUAUAAAGUUCGUUUCAGCAACUCGAUGAACACUUGGCUUAAGUUGUGGAUUCACAAAAAUUGAUUCUAUAUGUAAUGUAUGUGAAACAUUUUCAACGGAUCCAUUUCGUAAUACGCUGCCCAUUUUAUUCACCUCGACUUUUGUUGUUAAAAAUUGUAUUUUUAACUUUAAUUUUAGUCGGUCGAAAGUGAUGAAUUGCAUUGGACAUCGUUAGUUGUUUUUGAUUGUAAUAAAACUCGAAUUUACCAAAAAUAUUAGAGGUAUAAGACAAGAAUUUUAAAGUAAAAGUAAAAAAAAAAUCGAUUGCUUCAAAUUUUGUUUCGUAUUUCUUUUGGAAUGUUCUGCCUUCUAUCAUACAAGCAAAAGUUUUACAAUUUCUUUUUUCAAUUUUUUUUUAUUAAUAAAAUGAAAGGAAAGAACUUAAUUUUGUUCGUAAAAAUAUUACAC